AUGACACUUUUGGCCUCUGACAAAAGAGAAAUGAUAGAGGAACAUGGAAGCAUGAGAAUGUUUGUGGAAUACAUUCAUCUCUUCAAUUACUCGUCCUUAGCUUUUAAAUUCCAUACCAUUGUCAAUGAAGAGUGCACAGAGCUGUAUUUAGUAUGUGACAAAACAGAAGAGGUUGGUGUAUAUGAUGUCAAAUAUAACGGAUAUAAUAGAUUUACAAUACUUGAUACAGACCAUGAUGAUUAUAUUAUAAUUCAUCUCAGAAAUAUCAAGAAUGGGGAAACAUUCCAAAGGAUGAAGCUCUACGGUAGAAAACCAAAGUUGAGUUCAAACAUCAAGAAAAAGUUUGGGGAUCUAUGCAAGAAGCAGGGAAUUUUUAAGGAAAAUAUAUUAGACCUAACUGAGGCUGAUCACUGUCUCCAGGCCCAAGUUGGAAGAAUGACCUGA
Messenger RNA from Mesocricetus auratus (golden hamster), 444 nucleotides. RefSeq names its product major urinary protein 20-like. The transcript has 5 exons. The record is from RefSeq and is a predicted model, not a curated record. Gene Ontology annotation, molecular function: odorant binding; small molecule binding. NCBI's taxonomy places the organism in Eukaryota, Metazoa, Chordata, Mammalia, Rodentia, Cricetidae. The coding region runs from base 1 to 444 and encodes 147 amino acids.